Molecule: messenger RNA, 1466 nt
Organism: Manis javanica (Malayan pangolin)
Lineage: Eukaryota; Metazoa; Chordata; Mammalia; Pholidota; Manidae
Source: RefSeq, a predicted model, not a curated record
GUGUGUGGGUGUGUGUGUGUGUGUGUGUGGCCUUGAGCCCCGUGUGGGGGCUGGGAGCACUCCUGCCCUCUGGGUCCUGCAUGUGACACAGGUCCUAGAUAUCUCUCAGCCCAGAUCGAUGGCCCUGGCCCAGCUCCGGUCUUGGGGCAAACCUCAGAUAAGGGCUCCCCAGAAAACUGGCUCUCGCCCCUUUCAGGAUUUGUUUCCUCAGCAGAUGGAAAGGCCACCCGUGCCGCCUGAUCUUCUCUGUGCUGGCCUGAAGGGCAAGCGUCCACAGCCUUCUCCACAGUCACCCCUCCUCCCUGACACAUCCUGGCCCCUCGGUCCUCCUGGACCUGCCACUUUUCCCUCUUCUUCCCAGAAGGGCCACCAGCCUUUCUCUGCUGCCAGCUUCCUCCCGCCCCUCCCUUCUCUGCUGCCCACCCCUCCUCCCCCAGCCCCAAACCCUGACAGUUUCUCUUCAGAGCAGCAUGCUGACCAAGAGGUGGCACCUGGAGCCUGGAGGCCGGGCCCAGCUCAUCCGCUCCCCAGCUCUGGUCCCUUUCUGCUCAUCCUUGUCCUGACCUUCUAUGGAGAGCUCUCUUCGGCGCCCUUCUCGGCAGAUAAUUCUCUGGGAAGCCUCUUUGAGGACUUUGUCCAGGUCUCUGACCUUCACCCUGGAUCCACACUCCCUCCAAACCUGUUGUUGGGGCCAGGGCUGGCUCUUACAGAUUUCCUCCCUCCCGGGCUCCUGGGACAAUCAGCCCCGGAAACCCUAAGCACCUUUGCUAUCUCUCUGCACGCUGUGAGCCCUGCCUCCUGGUCCGAGGGCCCCUGGCCUCCCUCUGGGAGCUCCCCUGCACACUGGGCCCUCUGUGAGGCGGCCAUCCCCUCGCAUACCCCCAGCAACUCCCAGGUCACACAUAGAUUUUAUGCCCAGUUGGCCCUCCAGCCCCCUCCCCCAGCAAGCUGGCCCCUCCUCAGAAACUUGGCUGCCGAGUUCCCAAAAUUCUUACCAGAAAUUAGUCUGGUUGAUCCUUCAAGGUUCAGCCUGGCAGCACUCCUAGGAGUGCUCCUUGCCCCCCGUCACCCUCCCCAGGCUGGGCUGGUCCCCCUCCUCUGUUUCUCUCCUGAAUAGUUGACCCACAUUGGACUGGAUCAUUCCCUUGUCAUCGCUGAUGCCCCUGCCCCUUAUCCCAUCUACACUGUGAGCAAGGACCCGUACACACCUUCCACCCGGCCUCGGCUGAACACAGAGGAUAUUAAUGUGACCCACCUGUGCUCCCCCAGGAGCAGGCAGGUCUAGGACCAAGGGUGACCUGGCUUCUGGGCAGGCAGGUCCAUUCCAGAAGACUCAGCACAGCCAGCAAGAGGGGACUGGGGGUUCUGGCUCCGCCUCUGCCCCAGCAGGAAGCAGCUUUUCCUCUGUACUGGGAACCCUGAGUCUGGUGCAUGGUCAGGGCAGGAAGACAUGGCUGCGGACACUU